GAGCUGUCUAAAUUCUCAUUGGCUCAACAACGUUAUAUUCAGGUCAUUUGUUCAGGACACCCCAGUCGGGAACAUCGGGAGUGACAACAAAAACAUCGGUAACAUCGGGAGGGAAUUGACAGACCAACGUCAACAUGAAGGGCUUUAUCCUUAUGGUCCUGGGAGUAGGCCACCUUUAUGAGGCAUUUGGUGUGAGUCACUCAAUGACGUAUUUCUACACCACCUCCUCUGAAGUUCCCAACUUCCCAGAGUUUGUGGUUGUGGGGAUGGUGGAUGGUGUUCAGAUGGUUCACUAUGACAGCAACAGCAAGAGAAUGGUGCCCAAACAGGACUGGAUGAACAAGCGGACAAACACACAGUACUGGGAGAGUCAGACAGCGACUGCCUUGGUUUCCCAGGAGACUUUCAAAACUGACGUCGAUAUUCUAAAGCAGCGUUUUAACCAAAGUGGAGGAGUCCACAUUCUGCAGUACAUGUAUGGCUGCACAUGGGAUGAUGAGACUGGACAGACAGGGGGGUUUAGACAGCAUGGUUAUGAUGGGGAGGACUUCCUUGUGUACGACAUGAAGACCUUCACUUGGAUCGCUCCUAAACAGCAAGCUGAGAUCACUCUGCGCAAGUGGAACCGUGACCAAUCUGGACUGGCAUUCCGGCAGAACUACCUCACCCAGGAGUGCAUUGUGUGGCUGAAGAGGUAUCUGGACUAUGGGAAGAGUACUCUGAUGAGAACAGUCCCCCCCUCAGUGUCUCUGCUCCAGAAGACCCCCUCCUCUCCAGUGACCUGCCACGCUACAGGUUUCUACCCCAGUGGAGUCAUGGUGGUCUGGCAGAAAAACGGACAAGAUCACCAUGAAGAUGUGGAGCAUGGAGAGACUCUCCACAACGAUGAUGGAACCUUCCAGAAAAGCACCCACCUCACAGUGACGCCUGAGGAGUGGAAGAACAACAAGUAUCAGUGUGUGGUUCAGGUCACUGGUAUCAAGGAGGACUUCAUCAAGGUUCUGAUUGAGUCUGAGAUCCAGACCAACAGGGGUGACCCAGCCCCCAACUUUGUCCCCAUCAUUGGAGGGGUGGUGGCUCUCCUCCUGGUCGUUGUUGUUGUUGUUCUUGGGGUCGUCAUUUGGAAGAAGAAGAGUAAGAAAGGCUUUGUUCCAGCCAGCACUUCUGACACUGACUCUGAGAACUCUGGGAAAGGUGCCCAGAAGAUUUGAUAAACCUCUGCACUUCUGUGACAUCAGAGAAGCAACAAACGUUAAAACGUCAAACGUUAAACACACACAUCAGUCACACACACUCCAUAUAUACUGAACAAAAAUAUAAACAAUUUCAAAGAUUUUGCUGAAUUACAGUUCAUAUAAGGAAAUUGGUCAAUUUGAAAUAAAUUCAUUAGGGCCUGAUCUAUAGAUUUCACAUGACUGGGAAGGGGUGGGCCUGGGAGGGCAUAGAACCACCCACAGGAGAGCCAGGCCCAGCCAAUCAGAAUUACCCCCCCCCCCCCCCCCAAGGGCUUUAUUGCUUUAUUACAGACCAAAAAUACUCCCCAAUAAUUGGUGUAAGCAAAUUGAGCACAACAUUUGAGAGAAAUGCUAUUUGUACAUAUGGAACAUUUCUGGGAUCUUUUAUUUCAGCUCAUGAAACCUGGGACCAACACUUUAAAUGUUGUGUUUAUAUUUUUGGUCAGUGUGAUAAAAAUAAAAAAAUCCGCUGUCAAAAUUAUUCUUUGGUGAUUUCAUUGAACACUUUUACUUUCAUUUAAUCAUUGGUUUGGCUUUUUAAAAGUUGUGCUGUACUAUAAUUUUGAGUUAUAAAAUGUUAUAUUGCCACUGUGUGAUAGACUUAUCUCAGUCUUACAGUUAUAAUCAAUUAAACACCAUGAAAAUGUGUUUCUGGAAAGGAUUAGAUUGUUGCGAGAUGUUGAAUUAAGAUUUUAAAUUCUGUUAUUCUAACUGAAGCCAACAAAACAAUCACAUUUGAAAAUAUAAUAAUUUUAACUGGAAACACUCAAUUAUUUCGUUUGAAUGUGUAGUGUAGCAGCACGUGUUGGUGGUAUAAGAUACAGUAAUUGUGUGACGUUAUAACUUUGCUCACACUAACUUGUUUAAUUGCAUGGCUAUAAACCAGACAAGGCCUGUCCACAUGUUCCAUUUGUACAUUUUUCUCUUACUGAAAGGCGCUUUAUUUUUCUAUCUUUUUAGAUUUGAUGAUGUGUUUGAUUAUCAUGGGCCAUAACACUGUUUUUGACUGUACCUUCUGUAGUUGGUGAUGGAAAGUGAACAUGUAUUGUAAGUGUUUCUACUUUGUACCUUAUGGAUGCGCUACACAUUUGAAGAAAAGUGCCAUACUGGGCCUUUUUUAAAUAAUGUUUUCAGUAAGAUAUGUUUUAAACAGAAAAGAAUUUGAAGUGAAACAAUAUAAAUGUGUAUAUGGGCUUAAGAAGUAAUAUAAUAUACUGCUCUUUUCAUGACAUACUAACCAGGUGAAAGCUAUGAUCCCUUACUGAUGUCACCUGUUAAAUCCACUUCAAUCAGUGUAGAUGAAGGGGAGGAGACAUGUUAAAGAGGGAUUUUUAGACAUGGAUCAUUGAGAGAGGGAUGUGUGCCAUUCAGAGGGUGAAUGGACAACAUAUUUAAGUGCCUUAGAACGGGGUAUGGUAGUAGAUGCCAGGUGUACUGGUUUGAGUAUGUCAAGAACUGCAACGCUGCUGGGUUUUUCAUGCGCAACAGUUUCCCGUGUGUACCAGGAAUGGGCCACCACCCAAAGGACUUCCAGCCAACUUGACACAACUAUUGGAAGCAUUGGAGUCAACAUGGGCCAGCAACGCUUUCAACACCUUGUAGAGUCUAUGCCCAGAUGAUUUGAGGCUGUUCUGAGGGCAAAAGGGGGUGCAACUCAAUAUUAGGAAGGUGUAUAUUCUGAUGACCUGUAUGAAGGUUGAUGGGGCGGCAGGUAGCCUAGUGGUUAAGUGCUUCGGGCAAGUAACCGAGAGGUUGCUGGUUUGAAUCCUACCCUUACAACAACAAAAAGAGUACUGCACUUUCAACAAUGCAACUGCAGUUGACUGGUAUUUUGCAGAACAGUUGAACUGCAGUUAUACUGCAUUUGGGAUUUUUUUUAAAGCAUACUGCGCUCUUGACUGCAGCUGACUAGGUGAGAAAUUUGUCGAUGUGUCUUUGAGCAAGGCACUUAACACUAAUUACUCUUGAGAGUGUCUAGUAAAUGACAUGUAGAUGUUUGAAUAAAAUGCUUAUUUAAAAAGGGAAUCUGCGCUGUUUAUUUUGUCCUCUAAACAAUCAUAUAUAGAGACUAGAAUAAAUCAUGUUCAGUAUCUUUACUUGUCUGGAGGUCCACAUCACUGCUGGUUUUCAUUCUCUUCUAAUCAGGGACUGAUUCAGACCUGGAAAACAAUGAAUCAAUGCUAUGUAUUGAUCAAUAAACAGCCAGGCAGAAAAUAGCACUAGCAGUACUUUGGCCCUCUAGAGAUGAAAUGAACAGCUAAAAUGCUGAAGUUGUCUGUGGUGAGAUUUAAACCCUCAACAUUUGGGUUGCUAGAUAUUUGCGCUAUACACCCACCAAUCCAACCACCCUCCUUAUCUUUUUGCCUUAAGUAACCUUUUGUCUUCUGUAAACAUAUCAAACGUAACAUCAUACUAAUUUGAGUGGCCCGGAUAUACAUUUACUAUGUAAAUAAUGAUUUAUUUUAUGAGACUAGGCUGUUUGAAUAGGACUUGCAACAGUUGCAACAAACAUUUUUAGGCAUGUAAGACCUUCAGAUUAAACAAUUGAGUUUGCAGUUUGAAA
Salvelinus fontinalis (brook trout) is the source of this 3798-nucleotide messenger RNA. RefSeq names its product major histocompatibility complex class I-related gene protein-like. Lineage: Eukaryota; Metazoa; Chordata; Actinopteri; Salmoniformes; Salmonidae. The transcript has 8 exons. The record is from RefSeq and is a predicted model, not a curated record. The coding region runs from base 135 to 1211 and encodes 358 amino acids. Gene Ontology annotation, biological process: immune response. Gene Ontology annotation, cellular component: external side of plasma membrane.